UAGAAUUAGAUCAGCGGGUGAAUAUCUAUAGCACCUAUCAGCUGAACGAUGAAAUGAAAAAAAUCAUAGCGUGCGCUUUAUCUGGAGGUAUCGACAGUUUUGUGGCUUCAUAUUUACUAAAAAGAGAAGGUUUACAUAUAAUUGGAGUAUUUAUGAAGAAUUGGGAUGUUGAAGAGGAACAAGGUGUAUGCUCCAAUAAACAUGAUUUAUAUGAUGUUGAAAAGAUUUGUAAUAAUCUAAAUAUAGAAUUUUAUCAAGUCAAUUUCGUGAAAGAAUAUUGGAACAAUGUAUUUUUGCCUGCUUUAGAUGAUUACAAACAAGGGUAUUAUACUCCAAAUCCUGAUAUAUUAUGUAAUUCUGAAAUCAAAUUUGGAUGCUUUUUGAAUUAUUGUAUAAAUGUUUUAAAAGUCGAUGCAGUAGCAACAGGCCAUUAUGCAUCAAAUAGUUGGGACAUUAAAAAAGUUCUUUCUAGGCAAUAUGAUUCAAAUUUACAUAUACUUGAAAGACCACGUCUGAUUGCCGCUCGGGAUAUAAUAAAAGAUCAAACCUUUUUCUUGUCCAACAUAACUGAGAAAGCUCUUAGCAAAUGCAUUUUCCCAUUAUCCAACCUAACUAAAGAUAAUGUUAGAGCCAUUGCCAAAAAGACUGCCUUAGCUCCUCUAUUCUCUAAAAAAGCGGAAAGUAUGGGCAUGUGUUUUGUGGGUAAAAGGACAAAAUUUGAUCAAUUUUUAGCUCAAUAUUAUUAUGAUUUUCAUCCAGUUUACGAUAAAUAUACAGGCGAUAAAAAAAUAAAUAACCAAAAUAAUCAUACUAAAUCUAUGACAAAUAUGAAAGAUGAUACGAUAUUUAAGGAUGGUGAUGAGAAUUCUAUAAACGAUUUUGAGUUUAAAAUCAAUGAGAAGUAUCAAGCUUUUGAGGCUAAAGAAACAGAUUGCAUAAGCUCAAAUUUUCAAAAUAAUAAGCCUCAAAUGGAAAAUGAUUAUAUUCUGAAAGGAGAUCUAUCGGAUAAGAGAGAAUAUUACAAAACUGUUUUAAUAGACAUAGAUUCAAAUUUACAAGUCGGUUAUAUGAAAUAUAACAGAGAUUUGGAUAAUAAAGAAUCCGACCAGGAGAGCACAAAUUUCGUUACCAUAGGUCAGAGGAUCGAAAGGCGGAGAAUGAUUUACGCGAACGAAUCAAAAUCGCGUUCUUGCCAUACAAAACAAAAUAAGAAUGUUAGGUAUUACGUCGUAAGAAAAGAUUUGGCUGAAAAUAUCAUAUACGUGUCCUCCUAUUGGAACCACCCGUCACUCUACUCAACGAUGUUUACAACCCUCGCUCCUCAUUGGAUAAAUGGCUCUAUCGAAUCAUACAUGACCAAACCCGGUAUUAUGGAUUGCUUUUUCAGGCAUGUUAACAUCGAAGGUUGGUUUCCUUGCCGUGUAAAUAUAGAUUUAUCGUCUCCAAAUGUAAAAUUAAACGAUUAUUACGAUCGCUUAAAAAAUGAUACGACCCCAGAACACAUGCUGGUUGAAUUGAAGUACCCAAGUCGAGCCAUCACGCCUGGACAAUACGCCGUGUUUUAUAAAGACUCCGUUUGCUUGGGAAACGCUAGAAUCAGUCGCGCCUUACCUAAAGCAGCAACAUAUCAAAAUCUAACUCAGAAUUUAAAUAAUAUUAUUUAGUAAAUAAAAUGUUAAAUAGCAAAACUACUAGUCAAAUCGUUGUAUAUUUAUAUUUUUUAUUAUAGGGAAAUGUAUAUAGACGACGAUUAAAUUAAGAAUUAUAUAAAUAAAUAUAUCUAUAUAUAAAAUUUAAAUAUAUUUAUGAUUGCAUUGUAUAAUUUGUUUAUUUAUUAACAAAUAUAAU
This is a messenger RNA of Gordionus sp. m RMFG-2023, 1848 nucleotides long. Its product is annotated as tRNA-specific 2-thiouridylase MnmA-like. Gene Ontology annotation, biological process: tRNA wobble position uridine thiolation. The transcript has 7 exons. Bases 54 to 1664 code for a protein of 536 amino acids. Gene Ontology annotation, molecular function: sulfurtransferase activity. Gene Ontology annotation, cellular component: mitochondrion. Lineage: Eukaryota; Metazoa; Nematomorpha; Gordioida; Chordodea; Parachordodidae. The record is from RefSeq and is a predicted model, not a curated record.